This is a messenger RNA of Suncus etruscus (white-toothed pygmy shrew), 2419 nucleotides long. It is a transcript of the gene STMN4, whose product is annotated as stathmin 4. NCBI's taxonomy places the organism in Eukaryota, Metazoa, Chordata, Mammalia, Eulipotyphla, Soricidae. The transcript is spliced from 8 exons. Gene Ontology annotation, molecular function: tubulin binding. Bases 144 to 752 code for a protein of 202 amino acids. Gene Ontology annotation, cellular component: cytoplasm; neuron projection. Gene Ontology annotation, biological process: neuron projection development; regulation of microtubule polymerization or depolymerization; microtubule depolymerization. The record is from RefSeq and is a predicted model, not a curated record.
GUGGUGCUGAUGGGGAGAAGCCCUGGAUACCACUAAUUGCGGGAGUGAGGACGGAGUGACUGCGGCUUGGUGACAGCUCUGUGCUGUUGGCAGGAUCACCUGGUCACUUCUCUGUAGGAUUCGGCACCCAGACCCUGAACAGCAUGACCCUCGCAGCCUACAAGGAAAAGAUGAAGGAACUUCCACUGGUGUCUUUAUUCUGCUCCUGCUUCCUAGCUGACCCCUCGAAUCAGUCCUAUAGCUACGAAGGCUGGUGUGGGAGACAGUGUCGGAGGAAAGAUCAGAGCCAGCGGAAGGAGAGCGCAGACUGGAGAGAGAGAAGAGAACAGGCUGACACAGUGGACUUGAACUGGUGCGUCAUUUCCGACAUGGAAGUCAUCGAGCUCAACAAAUGCACCUCGGGCCAGUCCUUUGAGGUCAUCCUGAAGCCACCAUCCUUUGAUGGGGUGCCCGAGUUUAAUGCGUCCCUGCCCAGACGGCGAGACCCAUCGCUGGAGGAGAUUCAGAAGAAACUUGAAGCAGCUGAGGAACGAAGGAAGUACCAGGAAGCUGAGCUCCUGAAACACCUGGCAGAGAAACGCGAACAUGAACGGGAAGUGAUCCAAAAAGCCAUCGAGGAAAACAACAACUUCAUCAAGAUGGCAAAGGAAAAACUGGCCCAGAAGAUGGAAUCCAAUAAGGAGAACCGAGAGGCCCAUCUGGCUGCCAUGCUGGAGCGGCUGCAAGAGAAGGAGCCGCCUGCUGCGCGGUGAUGCCAGGGACCCGAUCGGUGGCCUCGUCCCAUGGACAAGCACGCGGAGGAGGUGCGGAAAAACAAGGAGCUGAAAGAAGAGGCCUCCAGGUAAAGCCCAGGAGGCCGAAAGAAGUUUCCAGAACAGCCGGACAGCUCCAGCAGCUGUAGUUCCGAGGCUGCUUCGCCUCGCCCACCACCGGCUGCUCUCCCAGCACUGGGGUUUGGGGGGAGGGGGGUGGCCAGGGGCGUUUCCUCUGCUUUUGGUGUUUGUACCUGUGAAGAAUUGAGCACUGAAGCCAUCCUAUUUGUUUCUGGGGAACGACGAUGGGGUGGGAGAGGGGAGAGGAGGAGUCAGGGAAAGGGACAUGGAGCAGGACUCAGGGACAUUGCAACCCUACCCUUCCCGCCGAAGACUCGGGGCUUGUUUGCCAAGUCUGCCCAGGUGCCCUGAAAAGCCAAGCUCAACCUGGGCAAUGCACAUGGGGGAUCCCAGCGAAGUGAAGAUCUCAGAGUAAACCUGGUGCCCAGCGUGGUCAAGAGGAAUCCAGCCAGGAGUGAGGGGUCCGAGCUGUUGCUGAUGCUCGGAUUGGGCAGGCUGACCACAGCGAGUGUAUGUGCGUGUCAUCCAUCCUCUUUGGAUCAUCAUGACCAGAUGAUAUUUACUCCUGCCUCCAGCGCCUUCUUUCCUGGACCAGUCCUUGGGGAGGGCUGAUAGCAUGUUCUAAAAUUUGCCCGCCGGCCUUCAGCUGGCACAUACUCCUUUCCUUUCUGGGGUCGAUGCUCAGAGCAGUCAUGAAGCUGGGCUUUAUGGGCUGUAACUCCAGUAGCUUGGGCAUCAUCGAAAAACGUGCUUUUGCUUUUGCUUUUAUCCUUCUAAAGCAAAUUGUCGGGCUGUCUCUUAUUGAAUCUGAAUCAAUGGAAAAAGAAAUACACCUGACUUUUUAUUAGGGUUCUCCAGAUGCUUAUAGGAAGGAUUUUUUUUCCCCACUAUGGGAAUGUUUGGCUCUAAACACUCACAGGAAGUCAGCAGGAAAUAACAUGCUAGUGGUAGGUUUGAGUCACCGAGCCCAGAACCUGGGACCAUGGCUGAGAAGGGGGUGCCCCCUUUCUUCCCAUGCAAUGAAGAGGGGAAGUAGCCUGGGUGAAUGGGGUCCAGGAAUUUCUCUCCAUCUUGCCAUACACAAUGGACCAUUUCCCACAGCUUUGUAAAUACGAUGCUUGGUUUUGCCUUUCUUCCUGCCAGGGGCAAUGCGAUUUUGAAGAGAAGGAAUCAGAGAAAACUAUGACCAUAAAGAGGAUGUUAAGUGGGAGCUAGCCCUCCACACCGACCAGCUCUUUGGUUAUGUUCUGGGUACUUCUAUUUUGGGGAUUUUGGGGUUGAUAAGCCACGCCCCCAUUAUAUUCUAAGAUCUCCAGUUGAUGCCUAAAACCAUGGAGAUUAUUAUAUCUUAUCCAUACUCUGUCUUCUUCAUUUUAUUGAGUGAAUUUUAUCUAGGCACCGUGAUUUACAAAGCUGUUGAUAAUAGAGUUUAAGGUCUUCAAUGUUCCAACUCCAUUUCCUUUAUAAUCUAAAAGUGAUGACCAAUUCCUUUAAUUGAUAAAUUAGGCACAGCAAGAGAGCAACAAUACCUCUUAAUAAACUGAAUAAUUGUAACAAUAUUCUGAAAUAAAAGUGAUGUGAUUAUG